Chilo suppressalis (striped riceborer) is the source of this 8127-nucleotide messenger RNA. Lineage: Eukaryota; Metazoa; Arthropoda; Insecta; Lepidoptera; Crambidae. The record is from the annotation of a GenBank genome assembly.
UGCAACCCUAAUGACACCAUAUUCUUGUUAAUGUGAGUGUGAUUUGUUAUUUGUUUUUGUUGUGAAUUAAAAAUAAAUGCGAGUGAAUCCUGUUUUAUCGCAAAAAGUUAACUGAAAAUAUGCAGUAAUGACUCGUUUACAAGCAUGCAGAGUAUGCUUGGCACAUGAUGGCCGUAUGUAUUCAAUAUUGAAUGGGCCACUUCAAGCGAUUUAUGAAAAUAUCACUGAUAUUCCGCUAGUAAUGGGUGAGAUAUGGCCUACAUGCAUAUGUUACAUAUGCUACCAUAUGAUUAAAAAAAUCCAAAAUUUUAUACAUAAAUCACUAAAGGCAAAUGAGCUCUUGUUGCAACUCAUCAGUUCUGAGUCCGAGGUCACCAUAGACGCACUUAAUAUGAUUGUGAAUCAACAACCUGAUAUGGAAUCUUGGAAGUUGUCAGUGUCACAAAUGGAGAGUAUUAUGCUUUUAGACCCAGAAGCGAUUAAACUGGAGACUACUUUCAAGAUUGAGAGAGUGAAGUCUAAAUUGGAUCUCGAGGAGAAGCAAAAUCAAAAAGAAACAGAAGCAAAACUGCCCGAGAAACGUAAGUUGACCAAGGAAAACGAACUUAACCCUCCAACAGCGUCGAGAACAACCAAAGAAAACAGGGGAACAAAAAACGAAGCUCAAAUUGGUCAUCCAAAUAGAGUAACAGAAUUCAAAACUGAUGACAGUCUCUCUACACCAAACAUUUUCACAAAUAGUUACAAAAACGACAAUGUGGUAAAGAACGAACACAACAAAACCAUAAAUCCUAAAGAAACUUUUAUAUGUGAUAUCUGUAAAAAUAUAUUUUUUUGUAAAAACCAAUUGGAAAAUCAUAUAAAUAAAUCACAUACUGAAAUUACCACCAUAGCUAACAAAAAUAAUACCAUGUCUUAUGAAAUAAACUUUAAUGAUAAUAAAAUCAAAUUAAAGAACCACACUGGUUCUGUAACGAUAAGCAACCGUGGUCAUUCGAUAAAUAAACGCGACAGUAAGACUGAUCUGAAACAAAGACCGUAUAACAAUAGUACCUGUGAUAGACGAAUUCACUCGGGAGAGAAACCUUAUAAAUGUAACGUCUGCGAUAAAAGAUUUACUGAUAAAGGUCCUUUAAACAGACAUCGAAGAAUUCACACGGGAGAGAAACCUUAUAAAUGUAACUUCUGUGAUAAAAGAUUUAAUCAAAUGUGUAAUUUAUCCAGUCAUAAAAGAAUUCACACGGGAGAAAAACCUUAUAUGUGUAACGUCUGUGAUAAAAGAUUUACUCAAAUUAGUAGUUUAUCUAACCAUCAACGAAUUCACACGAGAGAAAAACCUUAUAAAUGUGACUUCUGUGAUAAAAGAUUUAAUCAAAUGGGUCAUUUAUCCACACAUAAAAGAAUUCACACGGGAGAGAAACCUUAUAAAUGUAACGUCUGCGAUAAAAGAUUUACUAAGAGUGGUGGUUUGUCCAUGCAUCAAAGAAUUCACACUGGAGAGAAGCCUUAUAAAUGUAGCGUCUGCGAUAAAAGAUUUACUCAAAUUAGUAGUUUAUCUAAUCAUCAAAGAAUUCACACGGGAGAGAAACCUUAUAUAUGUAACGUCUGCGAUAAAAGAUUUACUAUAAGUAGUUAUUUAUCCAAACAUAAAAGAAUUCACACGGGAGAAUAACUUAUAAAUGUACCUAGAUAAUAUGUGAUAAACAAAAUAAUAUUAACCAUUUAUAAGCCAUUUCUACCAACAUCGAAGAAUACGGGAAAGAAAGGGAGCCAACGCGCACUUGGGAUAGUGAUCGACCAAUAAUUUAGUCCUUAUCGUACGAUUACCAAUUACCGAAGUAUUGUUUAAUAUUUCAAUCUCAUGGUGUAUGAUUUCAGAGGGACCAAACUGAAACGUGACUUAAGUGCAAAGGCGGCCUUAGGGGGCCCCAUUGCCUCGCUUAUUGCAGAACUACAUUUAUCGGUCGCGUUGUUCUGUGGCUCUUCAGAGAGCUAUAUAUUUCAUACAUUUAUUACAGUAACAACACAAGUACAGUUCUUAGUGCUACUGAAUGUAUGAAACCGAUCGCGUUACAACACAACACGACAGAUAAGUAUAUUUCUGGUUAAACCCAAGUCCAGUACAAUCCGAAGUAGACAAAAACUAAAUGGAGACGUAAAUAUGAUUAUACCAGACGCACUAGAUAAGAGGCAAUUUUAAUAAAAAAAAAUGCAUGGAGACAUUAUUAACUAAGCGUAUAUCCUGUUGUGUAAACACACUUGUGGCAUAUACUCUACUUCCGUUUCAUCCUUAUAGAUAUUCAAAGGUUUCAUCGGAUCUCAAGUCACAACGCUACUAUAGAAGUUUUCAUUUCAAAAAGCCAGAAUUGUGCUAAUAAUUAAUAUUAACUACCAACUGAACGUUUACUGUAAUAUACCGGGCAAACUUAAAUCUUUAAUAAUGUUCCAAAAAUUGCUAAAAGCGCUAGUGAAAAACAUCAACCUAGCUCGACAUCGAAUUACCGAUCUUUUGGUAUCAACCCUAAGACCGACUUCGUUCAGCUAUCCGUCUAUUGCGUGCGACGUGCUACAAAGUUACACCUACCUACCUAUCUCGUGUCAAAUACUCUACUUCCAAAUUCCAUAUACUCUACUUCCGUUUCAUCGAAUCUCAAGGCGCAACGAUAUUAAAGAUGUUUUUACUUCAAAAUAUUCAUAGGUUACAAACUUUUUUGUUAGCAAAAUCUUCGCUUCUUGUAACAAUGAUGACGUGUGUGAUUCUUUUAUAAUGACUUUGAUGAUAUUAGUGACAAUUAUUAUAGUCGUAGGUUCAUAAAUAAAUAUUUUGAUAUUUUUUCUUCAUUUUGUAAUUAAAAAUUAUAUUAUUAGUUAGCAGUUAGUACAUUGAAUUUACAAAACAACGAUGGUGAUUACUUACUAUCAGUACGAACCAUUAUCGAAUCCGUAAUAUCAUUGUCAUAUUUUGUAUGGAAACUUGAACAGCAGCACCAUAUCGGACGUAACGAGAACUAAAAAUCAGUACACAUUUGACAAUGACAUUUCGCACUCGCAAACUAUUCUAAUUCGCUAUUGGUUCGUGCUAAAGGUACAGAUGAGCCGUCUGCACGUUUGCCAUCUAUUAACUAAUGUAUAUAAAAACAGUGGUGUCUUGUACUUCACUGUAAUAUAAACUAAAAUUAUUAUAACAAGAAUAUUUAGCAGCAACACCACGUUAAAUUUUGGACCACUAUUCACGACGAAGGCUCUCGACUCAAUACCGUAUUUAUGACCGCUCCACUCGCUAGUCCGUCCCCCCUUCACGUCACGUGAUAAGAUGGUGGGGAGGUAAGGUGAUGUGGCGUGAUUUAGCAUAGACAAACUGAGAUAAAAACAAUAACUGUACUAUUGACCGAUGUGUAAAAAAUGCUAAUAUUAUAAAAAUGCUAACAAUAAGUUCCUUGGAGGUGCCAUUCGGGCCUAAGUAAGAUAAGCCACUAUGGUUCUCAUGGCCUCAACAGGCUAGUUGACCCUUUUUGAAAAAAGGUUUUAAAUGGUUAAUAAAUGUUCUAUUAGGCCGAAAAAAAAUGUAUUGUAUUUUUUUUAAACCUAGAAAGCUACAAACUUUAAUUUUAAAAUAGACUUUUCAUGGACAUACAAAAACGCUGUCGGCCAUUUUAGUCUAUAGAUUAUCUAUGCUAUGACGUGAACUGUGGUAAACAAAAACUCGUAAACACGUAGAAAAUUACUUAAAACUGAGUUUAUAAUAAAAAAAAAAAACAUGAUUUCUAAUAAAUACCACGAAAACUAAAGUAAUUAUCAUUACUGUAUUGUACGAGAAUAUAAAAACACAUCCUUGAAGACUCCAGGAAAGUUGUGGAUUAAAGUGCCGAAAGAAAUUAACCUACGCAACUUUAUUACAUUUAUUCAUAUGUUGUAUCAGUUUUAUGUUUAUUACUACAUUGUAAUACUAAAUGCACUGUACUUACAUAGAUGCCUUGUCAUUUCUCUGCUCCGCAGAGCAGAAAUCGGGGUUUAGUUACAGUAACAAAUUCACCAACCACCAAUGCGUCAAUUCUUGGCAGAUUUGUGCUUUCUGGUUUCACAAAGCCGGCAUCCAUAAUUAGUUUUGUCAAUGUUUUUUUCUUUCCUAAAGUUAAAAGUGUUUUAAGAUAAAAGUCAGACGAAAGAAUCCACCUACAGUAACACGCGAAUGACAUUUAGUUGUUUACCACAAGAGACGUCAAAAUCAUGGCGGAUGUGGCGAACAGCGUUUUUAGUGUUUAAAAAAUAUAGACUAAAAAAUAUUUUUUAAAAUUAAAUUUCUACAGCAAUCUUCUGCUUUUAUGAAAUGAAAUCGAUAUAUUAAGGUUCCUUAGACUAAAUACUUUAAGAAAUAAACAUUUAUUUAAUAUAAUUCGACAUGAGUAAACUAGCCUAUUAUAAGGCAGCGCUUUUGGAGUUUCAAUAGUUUUAAAAUAUCUACGCUAUUUCCCCACAAAACAAUGCCGUACGGGAGCGAUGCGUAAACGGACGCAUAAUAUUCAUUUAGGGCAGUCUGUUUGUCGGUGGACCUUUUUAAGUCAAACCCCCUUAUUAAUAAACGACGACUACGUUCGGAUUAGUUACACCAUGUUUUGUUUCUGUUUAUUAAAAUGACAAAUGGCAUUUGAGUGACAUGAACAAAACACGGCAUAUCCAGUUUAAACUUAUUCCUUGUUUAUGUAGAAGUGCCGGAGCUUUAUAUGUUUAGUGCGACUGUGGUAUUCAUGUGGUGGAUUGUAGGCUAGUUUAACAGCACUCUCGAUAUCAACACUUACUGACAGGAAGUUCUUAUUAGUAAGCUGCAUCAACUUUUUCUUUCUUUAAUCUUAGUAUUUGUUUUGAAGUUUCGCUAGCAGCUACUAAACCAAGGUGUUUAUACUCUCAUCUCACCCCUUAUUGCCUUUAAUGGAACAACUUGCGGCCUCUAUGGAAAGUAACCCCUAUUGGCAUAAGAAAUCGGUUCCUCCCUUGAUUAAAAGAUACACGGAGCUUAAACGCUCCAGUUCACGCAUUAGCCGUUAUUCGAAGCCUCCUGUCUUUUCUUUCCCAUACGAGUCUUUGCACUUCAGAACACAAAAUAUUAUUUUAGAUCUGGGUAUAGCGAAAUCCGUCUGCAAAAUCGGAGUGCAGGUCAAUAGUUGACAGUCGAUGGCAAGGUUGGGACCUUUUCUUCACUGACGCUUCUAGAAUGUCGGAGACAAGCUGUACAGGAGUUGCAAUUAACUUUCAGAAUUCCAGAAUAUCCCUCCUGUUCCACUGCCCCCCAGAAACGUCGGUCUGUAUGGGCGAGUGCAUAGGAAUAUUAUCAUCAUGUAUAUAUUAUAUGUAUCUGUAUCUAUAUAUAUAUAUAUACUAGCUGACCCAGCGAACUUCGUACCGCCCUAAAAAAAUAGGGGUUGUCCAGCGGACAAAAUUGUGAAUCUAAACCAUUCUCAGAUCCCCUUGAACACACACAAAAAAUUUCAUCAAAAUCGGUCCAGUCGUUUAAGAGAAGUUCAGUGACAUACACACUCACAGAAGAAUUAUAUAUAUAAAGAUAUAUAUUUAAAAUUAGUGUGUUAUGUUUGUAUGUAUUACAUUAUUUUUAUGGUAUGUAUUUAUUUAUGUAUCUAUGUUUUUUGUACAUAUAUUCGUAUUUAGCUUUAUACCGCCGUUCGUGUUUUUCAUUUUCCCCAAAGGUUGACUGGGAGAGAAUGCUUUUAGCAUUAAGUCCGCCUUUUGUACCAUUGUUAUAUUUUGGUCAAUAAAGUCUAUAUAAAUAAAUAUUGGAAGCCGUGGAAUACAUUGAAAGUCAUAAUAUUAAAAACUGUUAUCUUUUCGGAUUCGUACAGUGGUGUUCAGGCGUUAAUACAGGACUCCGUUUACAGCUAAAUAAAAAGUGUUAUAGUCAUCCAAAUUAUAAUGCGAUUCAACUAAGAAUAGGACCGACUGGGCGCCAUAUUGUGAUGUCUUAGCUGUCAAUUCAAACCAAAUAGGUAGAAUGAGCAAAAACAAGUUUUUAUUGAAUAAAACUUAUUUACUAUAAGAUUAAGUGAGAAAAAGCAUCAGAUUUUUUUAAUAACAUUUAGAUUGAGAGAAAAAACCACCGAUUUUUAAUAAUAUUUAUUUAUUAAGACUGUGAGAAAAAACAUUAAUCAGAAUCUAGCUCUUCUAUUCCGCUCAUCUCUGCACUACCGCCGGAGUAGUUAUGAAUAAUCAUACACUAUUACUAGGUCACAUACGAACAUGCAUCCUUUAUGUAAACGAAAGAUUGAAAUCGAGUUUCUGAAUGCAACUUAAAGUGACAUUUGGUUGACGAUUUAGGUUAUCAACCAUUCAUGGCCAAAGCUCAAUAAGUGAAAAAAAAUAUCAACCGAUAUUAAUUACCAAUAUUUGUUAUUGUUUCUUUACAAAUGUUUGGUUUUUAUUCUUGAAAUAGCAGAGUGCUAAAAGAGGGUUCCAAGUGUUUUUUGCAAACCGUACUUUUCAAGCGACAUUUGACAGAUAGAGGUCAUUGGCUUUCCUAUUCUUAUUUGAAUUGCAUUAUAGAAACAAAUUAUUAAACUGCGAAAGAAAAGAUCUGACCGUUUCAAUUGCUUGGAUUCCUAGUCAUUCGGACAUUGCAGGAAAUGAAUGUGCAGAUUCCCUAGCAAAGUAUGCCGUUUGUAAUGAAGUUGACCGAAAACACUUCUUUGUAAGAAAUUAUGAUCUUCUGAAUUGUGCUAAGGCUGAGUUGAAUUCAUCUUGGUCUUCGGAUUGGCGACAAAGCUCAAAACAUAAGGGUAUGGUAUAUGCAUCUGUCCAACCGGAUAUACAAUUAAAACCGUGGUUUUACAAAAGUAAGCACUUACCUAAGCAAGUUAGGUAUAUCAGUUUUAUCAAGAUUACGCCUCGGUCACUGCUGUUCCCCGGUAUUCUUACUUAAGCUCCAUAUUCGAGACAAUUCAUUGUGCGAAUGUGGGCUUGAUGAGGGUAUAAUAGACCACAUAUUUUUCUCUUGCGCAAAAAAUCGAAAAUCUUUUAAUCUCUACAGCGAAUUGAUAAAAAUUAAGGUACCGCUUCCAAUAAACAUUCGAUCACUUUUGGCAAUUUUUUAUUCUCAAAUCAUUCUUAUCUUGGCGAAAUUUAUUCAUGAUAACAAUAUUAAACUGUGAAGGUAUACUGUAACUACAACUCUAAAUUCCUGGUAUCCUCCCUUUAAUAUAACAAUAAUAAUUCAUUAAACGGUGUGGUUCAAAAAAAACUAAUUUAAGUGCACGUCUUUCCAGAAAUUCACUGACAAUUCGACGCUGAUAUCUCUCAGUACGGGACGCUGGCAGAUGGGCUUCAGAAGGAAGGCACAUUAGCCAAAAAAAAAAUUAUCUAUGACUAUUAUGAUAUCUGGAUAUUGAUGUCGAUUCUGGCAUGAUUCUCUAAAGCUAAACUUAAAUUUGACAACAGUGUAUCUUUGUCCUUCUCUAUACAGAAUGAAAAGGACAGACUGAUGUUAAGUUUUAAGUUUAGAGAAUCCUGUCAGAAUCGACACCAUUGUAGUUAGUAUGGGUAGUUAUGGGUAGUCAUACUCUCUUAAUAGUCUCUUCGGCGGUGUCGUGUGAGGCGGGUCGUUACGUUCCCUAAAGUAUGGUUGAGCGAAGCGAUGGCUGGUUCAUGCGUCAUGCUCGUGAACGGGUGCUGCCAGCGGAGAUGAGUCUGCCCUAACUUCCUUAAUAUUGAAGUUAAUGUUUAGUCACACUUAAUAUAAUUAACACUAUUUGUAUUUAUACUGUAUGACACAGCAAUCAAAAUGCAGGUAAACAAUGAAUGUAUAUUUAAUAAUUAUGUAAUAUUUUUCAAUUUGACGACUCUGUAAAUAAUAAAACAGGGAGAAAAAAACAGCCCUUGCUGAGUUUCUUGCCGGUUCUCCUCAGUACAAGGUCUCCCGCCGUAGAUUUACGAACCGAUAGCGUAGCUUCUAGACAUUCAUGAGUGCUUGUAACAGCCUAAACUGAAUAAAUGAUUUUGAAUAUGAUUAUGAUUAUUAACUGACAAAACGACGGCCAUCACCAUAACGUCAUUGCAAAUGCAAAAUAUAGCCACAGUUUUUCGGUGUCAGGGCAUAUCUAACGAUUCGAAUCUUUGGUAUCUUCC